Molecule: messenger RNA, 3524 nt
Organism: Physcomitrium patens
Lineage: Eukaryota; Viridiplantae; Streptophyta; Bryopsida; Funariales; Funariaceae
Product: putative hexosyltransferase MUCI70
Source: RefSeq, a predicted model, not a curated record
UGAGCUAGAGCGAGAGAGUGUGUGAGGGCUGCUUCUGCUGCUAUCAUCAUCGUGCGGCGAUUGCCCCCGAUUUCGACGACGACGAAGAAGAAGAAGAAGAAGACUGAGGAUUCGUCCUUCAUGUCCGUUUACUUCGCUCUUUCUCUUUCUUGUUGGAUGUGAGAUUGUGUUACUUGUUAUGGCGGGCAAUACACUCUCUUCUUCCAUGCGGUGACAUGUCCAGAUUCGUCACUACCCAGUUGGAAUUUCUUGCCCUGUCGGUCUGUGACGCAAAUCCGAAUUCAAAGGCGACCAACGACCGAAGUCGACCGGACGUGGAACUGGGUCGGAGGUUUUUGUGAGGAUUCGGGCUGGCAGGUGGUUUGAUCACGAAGCCAAACAUGUGGGUUUGCAAUGCGUGUUAGGGCCAGGUUUCGAGUGCGCCGAGAGAUUUUAGUUAAGGGUUGUGGUGUUUUGUACGAGCUCAAUAGCGUUUUGAAGUGGGGAGGGGGAGGAGGGGGCGAUUUGUCGUUUUGGGUGUAUUCCCGUGGCGAGGUGAACCAGUCGCUUGAAGGAGUUAAUCCAGGGAUUUGUGUUGGCGAUCCUCGGAUUUGCCGCAUUUUUUUUUGGGUUUAUUUUUGACGUAGUGCCCUUGCUCUGUUUAUUGUUUUAGAAUAUCGAGUCAGUCUUGUGCUUUAGGGCACUUCGACUUUCACAGUUGAUAUUUUUGCGGUGUCUCCGUAGUCAUGGGUAUGCAUUUCUAGAAUGCUUUCGGGGGGGGGGGGGGAUGAUGCGGCGAUAGAAUCAAGUGAGUGAUAUUGCUCAUCGUAACAGGUGGUGUUGGGAUUGUAUCGCCUGAGCUGUAAGGCGAUGGUCUGGUUGGGAUGAUACGCAGCACGGAGAAGCUUGAGUUCAGGAAUGGCCCUUCAAAGGCAAGGAAGUGGGACUUGGCCGAUGGGGAUAAAUGCGUCCUCAAAUGGAGACCAUAAGGUUGUGGGUAUUCUAAGACCCUCCCCGGGUCAUUCUAGAAUGUAUGAUGGCGGGAGAAGUGAUCAAAAUGGUUUAAGAGGCAGCAAUUUGAAGAACAUCUCUAGGUUAGCGAAAGUGAAGCGGGCGUCACAUUCGUGGAGGUUUCUGCCCUGUUCGGUACCAUGCAUAUUGGUUGUUUGUUUACUUGGAUUGGUGGCUUCAGUUUUCAUCAGCCAUGCAAUUUCACAUGCUCUCGUAGGUGAUAGAAGUUUUCCUCAACAAAACGAAAAUGAUGGGCAGCAAUCAGGUGGUGAUAAUUCUGGCGGUGUUGCAGUUGUUUGGAUCGACAAUGGUGGUAUUCGCAAAGAUGGGGGUGGUAACCAGGAUUACAACAGACAAGACGUGCAAAAAAAACCAGAAAGUGGUAGCUUAUAUAACGAACGAGGUCGAAAUGAACUAGUAGAAAUUGGAGCUCGUAUUGAAGAUCGGUUAGAUCAAAAAGAGGAAUUACAUCUGGAGAAGUUGCAGCCUGAGUUCGAUGAAUAUGACGAUGACGGAGGCGAACUGGAGGUGGAGAAAAAGCUUGAGGUAGUCGAUAGCAACGACGAGUCCAGGCGGGUUGUGGGUCUCAAAGGAGAAGCGGGUACUAUCCAAGCUGAUGCUGAGGGUGUCAAGUCUGUGAUUGACAAACUUGAAGAUCAAAGAAGUGAAACAAGUACUUCAAAAUAUCUCAACGCAGGUGUCGGUGAUGUUCAAGUGGAUAAUCGUGACGACUUUCAGAAGUCACUUGUGCAGAAGCAUCCAAGGACAAAGAAAAGGCGGCAUACUGCAACUCCACCUUGCGAGAUCGACUUUCUACCAACAACGGAAGGGCUUGAAGAGCCUCAGGAAGAUGCAGCCUUUGUGAAUAUCUCUUUGAGCUAUGUUCAGAGUGAAGUACGUCCUUUGAGGGACCCGAACUGGGUCGCGAAGUUCGGAGGCCAUCAAUCCCUAGAGGAGAGAGAAAAGUCCUUUUAUGCAGAAGAUCAGACACUACACUGUGGAUUUGUCAAGGCUCCCGAUGGAGAACCGUGGACUGGAUUUGAGUUGAGCGAGAGUGAUAAAGAAUAUCUUGACACUUGCCACAUUGCAGUCUCUUCUUGCAUCUUUGGCGCUUGGGACAAUUUGAGAACUCCCACAAACAAGAAGAUGUCAAACUCCUCCAAGGCAAGGGUGUGUUUCGUGAUGUUUGUGGACCAGAAGAGCCUGGAUGCCAUUAAACAGGAUGGACAAACACCCAAUGAUAAGGGUAUUCUUGGCUUGUGGAAAAUUGUUCUCAUAAAGAACUUACCAUAUCAAGAUGGACGAAGAAAUGGCAAAAUUCCCAAGCUCUUGACACAUCGAUUAUUUCCUAAUGCCAGAUACUCCGUAUGGUUGGACAGCAAACUUCGCCUCCAUGCUGAUCCACUUUUGAUUUUAGAACGUUUCUUGUGGCGGGGGGACCACGAGUAUGCUAUUUCCAAUCAUUAUGACCGACAUUGUGUGUGGGAAGAAGUAUCACAGAACAAAAAGUUGAACAAGUUCAACCACAGCAUCAUUGAUGAGCAGUUUCAGUUCUAUCAGCGAGAGGGGCUUCCGCGCUUUAACAAAUCGGAUCCGAAUCGUUACCUACCAAGUCAUGUUCCUGAGGGCUCGUUCAUAGUUAGGGCGCACACCCCCAUGGCCAACCUUUUCUCUUGCCUUUGGUUUAAUGAAGUGGAACGCUUUACACCGCGUGAUCAGUUGAGCUUUGCUGCCACUUACAUAAAGCUUGUCCGAAUUAAUCCUACCAAAAAGUUUCGGCUCAACAUGUUCAAGGAUUGUGAACGGAAGGCAAUGGCAAAGUUGUUUCACCACAGGUUGGACGCUGUCGCUGCUACAGCCCGUACUUGAUACCAGGUGUAGGGAUGACUUUGCCGACGCACUUCUACAGACUGUUCUUGGAAGCUGGAAUCCACUGUUACAUCGAUUUUUUUCAAAAUCAUUAUACACCUGUAAUGUAGGCAAGAGUAAAUUAGCAACCUCUACCAAUUGGUUAGUCAGGCCGAAAAACUUGGCCAUCACUCAAAGUUUUCUUUGUGCAGCAUUCACAUUUUCGUGGGAUGUAACUUGAAGAUCGAAGGAAUGAUCGUUGGGUGGUUUUCACUCCACGAGUUUGUAGCAGAUGCCUUGAUUUUGCUGAGCUCCACAUGCUAGAUUGCCUGCAUCGAUUCUCGCAGUGAAUCUGCGAAAUCUGGAAAACUCUGUGUUGACCAGACUCAUGUCACACGAAGAUUACGUGCUGUAUCAUAACCAGCAGCGAUGUGUUGAUGAUUGUUGUCUCAGUGCGAGAAAUCGACAUUCUUUUGCUGGCAACUGUAUGUGACUUUAGUUUUGGUAUGAGCUUCUUUUUUUUUGUUUUUUAAAAAUAAGAGCUGGAAUCGCCUUUUAAAGCUUGUGUUGCCUGAUUCUACAAUGGAACAGAUUAGAUAGAUAUACUUAGGUUGAUUUAUUGUCAGGUCCUAUUUAUAAAUAUGUAAUUUAUUAUGACAACUUAAAUUUAACUAUUUAUUGACAAA